CCCAUUCGCUAUUCAUUCGUUUGGUUUUAAGUCUCGUGUGUGAUAAAAGAGAUGGCAAGAACUAAGCAGACAGCGCGCAAAUCUACCGGUGGCAAAGCGCCCCGUAAACAGCUCGCCACUAAAGCAGCUCGUAAGAGCGCUCCCGCAACCGGUGGUGUGAAAAAACCUCACCGUUAUAGGCCUGGUACGGUAGCUUUGCGCGAGAUCCGUCGCUACCAGAAGUCUACCGAGCUGCUUAUCCGCAAGCUGCCUUUCCAAAGACUGGUGAGGGAAAUCGCCCAGGAUUUCAAGACUGAUCUCCGUUUCCAGAGCUCCGCCGUUAUGGCUCUACAGGAGGCCAGUGAGGCUUACUUGGUUGGUCUAUUCGAAGACACCAACUUGUGUGCUAUCCACGCCAAGAGGGUGACGAUAAUGCCGAAGGACAUACAGCUAGCUCGACGUAUUCGUGGGGAACGCGCCUAAGGACGCAAACAAACACUAAUUACGUGGGAACAAAGGCUCUUUUCAGAGCCACCAAAA
Molecule: messenger RNA, 519 nt
Organism: Polypterus senegalus (gray bichir)
Lineage: Eukaryota; Metazoa; Chordata; Cladistia; Polypteriformes; Polypteridae
Product: histone H3
Exons: 1
Coding region: 52-462 (136 amino acids)
Cellular component (GO): nucleosome
Molecular function (GO): structural constituent of chromatin; protein heterodimerization activity; DNA binding
Source: RefSeq, a predicted model, not a curated record